AAUUGAAGGAAAAUAUCUUGUUCAGUUAUGGUUUCAAGCACAGAUAUAGAUGCACAGCGGUUGAAAUUAAUGCAAGUCAAUCUAUUGGCAAUCAAAAUAAAUUAUAUCCAUUUAAAGAUCCCUGCAAAACAAUUCAUGAAAUUCACAUUAUUUUCAGGUUAGAGUCACUUUAUGUAACAACUCAUUGAUGUAGCACAUAAUUGUUAAGUGGAAGGCAAAGGAUAUGUGUUUUUGAUAUUUUAUUAGCCUCAUAGCAUAAUUGCCUAAGUCAUAUAAGCCAAAACAUAACUUAGGCAAUUAUGCUAUUAGGCUAACGAUUUUUUACUUAUACAAAUCUCAAAAAAAGUGGCAUGCAGCAGCUAAAGCUCAGACAAAUGAGAAUAAGAAUUUAUGUGAACAUAAAUGUUUAAGUCUUGCCAUGAAUUCCUAAAUAGAUUUAGAUAUGGACUUUGACUAGGUUAUUCCAUGAUCCAAACCAUUCCAUUGUACGUAGCGCUGGCUGCUUGUUUGGGAAACCCCAGUCUUGUCUGCGGUCUCUAACAGGUUUUCAUCCAGGAUUUCCCAGCAUUUAGCUUCAUGCAGUCUAAUAUCAACUCUAAUCAUCUUCACAGUCCCUUCUGGAGAAAAGCAUCCCUACAGCAUAAUGCUGCCACCACCAUGUAUCACAGUAGGUUGGAGUGUUGACAGCCUAAGUUUUUUCAUGACAUGCUUUUUGCAUUAAAGAGAAAAUGUCCAGUUAUGGUCUCAUCUGAACAGAGCACCUUCCUCCAAGUGUUUAGUCUGCUUCUAAAAUGGCUUGUGGCAAAGCGUAAUGCAGGGUUCAUUGUUUGUGUUUUGACAAUUUUUUUUUCAUGAUCCUGCAUUUCAGCCAUCAAUGAAACGUCUUCCACUCUGCCUGGGAAUCUUAAAAACACACCUGCUGGAACAUGAACCUCCACUCCAGCGUUAAGUGUUUUGCAGCCUCUAACAGGGUUAGCUCCAGGGUUGCCCUGUAUUUAGCUCUGUCCAUCUUCCCAUCAACUCUGACCAGCUCUCUGUUCCUGUUGAAGAAAGACAUCCCCAAAGCAAGAUGCUGUCACCACUAUACUGAACUGUAGGGAUAGUGUGUUAAAGGUGAUAUGCAGUGUUAGUUUUCAAAUAGUUACAUUUCGAUCUCAUCUGACCAGAAAACCUUUAUGUUUGCUGUUUCUCCUACAUACAAACUUCAAACACCACUUCUUGUCGCUUUUUCCAACAAUGCAUUUCUACUUGCCAGUCUUCUAUAAAGACCACAUUUGUGGAGUCCACAACUCUUUGUUCUUUCAACAGAUUCUCCCACCUAAGCUGUGGAUCUCUGCAGCUUCCUCAGAGUUAUAAUGGGCCUCUUGGCUGCUUACAUCAAGUUCCAUGUCUUGGUAGGUUUGCGGCUUUGCCAUCUUCUUUCCACAUUCAAAUGAUGAAUUGAACAGAGCUCUGUGAGAUGUUCCAACUUUGGGAUAUUGUUUUAGAACCUACCCCUGCUUCAGACUUCUCCACAACAUUCCCUCUGACCUAUCUGCUGUGUUCCUUGGUCUCCAUGAUGAGUAAAGAAGGAUAAAACUAAUCCAUGCUGCCCUUUUCCGAUUUUUCUUUUUGCAAAAAUAAUUCUUCACUCCACAGUUCACUGCUCUCCUUUGUGUUGGUCUAUGAUAUAAAAUCCAAACAUCAAACACUGAAGUUUGAGGUUGUAAUGCAGGGAUAGGACUUAACUAGUUACAUUUACUCAUUUACAUUUACUUGAGUAACAUUUUGAAAAGAUUUACUUCUAGGAGUAGUUUUAAUGCAUACUUUUACUUUUACUUGAGUGAUUUUCUUUUUGAAAUAAAGCUACUCCUACUUGAGGACAAUUUCUGGAUACUCUACCCAACUUGAGUUACUUCACUAAAUGAAGAACAAGUACAUUUUAAUUAAAAAUGCCCAUUUCAUGUUACAGUGAAACUUCUUGUUUGUUCUAAUGAUAUUUUUUACCUACUGAGCCUGCUAAUCCAUACGGAGGUCAAAUGAAUAUACAGUAAACAGUAUUUAUUAUCAAUGGAAAAAGUUUUACCAUGUUCUAAAAAAGAAAUAUUACCUACUAUAAGUAUUGGUUUCAAAAGUUUUAUAUUGAGAAAAUUGCAGUGUCUAAUUUCAGAAUUUCUUAUUUUGUAAUUCUGUUAUUUAUGUGUAUGUUUUUUUUUUUUUUCAGUCUUUAAAAAUACUAGAUUUGCUCAUAACUUAAUAUUUUGUCUGACUGAUUACAUUAUGUUUACAAUAAUUAAUCAGAUGUUAUGAUCUGUUACUCGGUAGUUUUCUGACUAAAUGUUGUUUUAGUCAUUAAUGAUUUUUUUUUUUUUUUUUGGAUGGCUACUUUUUAUUUUUACUUUAGUAAAAUGUGUUGAAGUGGUGCUACUCUUAUUUUAAAUAUAAGUGUUCUCUUUCCAUCCCAUUCUAGCAUUUUCUGAUCUGUGGUUGUGUCACAGCCGCUGUGCGAGUCAAACAUAAAUAACAGUUUGUUGAUAUGUGAGAAGAUGGCUGUUAACUCUGAGGCUGCUUCUGUUGAGCGCAUACAGCGAGAGAAGGAAGCUGACAGAAAGGACAAACCGUGUAGCCUUUGACCUCUCAGCGGACAGUAGUUUCACCGAUGAGCUCAUGUGAUUUCUUACCUCUAUCUGAUCGGGAAGCAGAUCACCGCAUGUGGUUUCUUCCUCUGGAUGAAAAUCCCAACCAAACUACCUCUGCAAGCAACUUCUGAAUGUUUUCUAAAUGUUUGGCGUUCCUUGGCAGGAGGCGUGCACAUACGGAACAGCAUUGUAGGGAUGAUGCCUUCUCUGACAGCCUGUCAUCGAUUGAUGGACAGGAGCUGAGCGUAAUAUUUAGAAGUUUAACUAUGAUGUCGUCAUGUGCGCUGCAGCACGCUGCAGAGAGAUGUACCAAGAACUGGCAAAGAUUUCCUGAUGGAGUAACUAACACCUCCCUGCGGGUUGCAAUUGUUUAUUUUGUCCGCUUUCACGCUGGAUGUCCUGAAAACAUCUCGCUGGUGACACGGUGUUAACAGCGCUCUUAAUUAUGGUACCUCACAAUUAUUGGCUGAUGAUGAGGCUAGUUAUGAUGUAAUCUUUCUCACUCCCUCUUCCUUGCACACAGCUACAGCCCCUCCCUUUCUUUCUUGUUUCCCCACCUCUUUCCCUGUCUUUCUCUCCUAUCCUAACCAACAUGGCCGCUAAGUCGGAUGGAGCAGCGGUGUCUGUGGAAGAUGACAACACGCCCAGGAGCCUCUCGGAGCCGGGGAACCCCGCAGCCCGGUCCCGCUGCACCGCCGCCGGUGGGAAACCCUACACCCUCCUGGACUGCUGCUGGGUGCUCUGCUCCCUGCUCGUCUUUUUCUCCGACGAAGCGACAGACCUGUGGCUGGCCGCAGACUACUACGUGAAAGGCUUGUACUGGUGGUUCGGCUUGACUCUUGUCUUUGUCGUGGUACCCUCCGCUGUCGUGCAGGUGCUGAGUUUCAGGUGGUUCGUGUAUGACUACUCGGAUCUUAGCGGCGGAGAAGGUUCAGCCAGCGGCAGCGGGGGCUGCGCAGCGGCGGUGGCAGGCGCGGCUGGCGCCGAUGCCACAGCAGGCGACAGCACGUUAAGUACCAAGGACAGCGACCAACGCGCUGGGAACGCGGCAGUGGCGAAUGCCGCGAAUGUUACACCGGUGUGUACGUCCUCUGGCCCGGCUGCUGCGGCGGGAAGAAUCGGCUCCCCCCGGAGAUGCUGCACCAUCUGUAUGUGGGUCUUUGAAACCGUGCUUCACGUGCUGCAGCUGGGGCAAGUCUGGAGAUAUAUCCACACCCUCUACCUGGGUGCCCAGAGCCAAUGGCACAGCAACGGACCCCGUCGUCACUUCCACUGGAGGCUGAUGUUCGAGAGUGCCGACAUUACCAUGCUUCGCCUGCUGGAGGUCUUCCUGAAGUCUGCGCCGCAGCUUGUCCUGCAGCUAAGCAUCAUGAUUCACGAGAACGACGUCAUGCCGCUGCAAGGCCUCUCAGCUUCAGCAUCACUGGUUUCACUGGCCUGGAUGAUCGCCUCCUACCAGAAGGUUCUCCGAGACUCCCGUGAUGACAAGCUGCCCAUGUCCUACAAGGCCGUGAUCACCCAGAUGUUGUGGCACUUCUUCACCAUAGGGGCGAGGACUGUGGCUUUUGCCCUCUUUGCCUCUGUCUUCCAGCUCUACUUUGGCAUAUUUAUUGUCAGCCACUGGUGUGUGAUGACCUUCUGGAUUAUCCAGGGUGAGACUGACUUCUGCAUGUCCAAAUGGGAAGAAAUCAUCUACAACAUGGUUGUGGGUAUCAUCUACAUCUUUUGCUGGUUCAACGUCAAGGAAGGGCCCAGUCGCCUCCGUAUGGCUCUGUAUUACUCUGUGACACUGGCUGAGAAUGUGGCGCUGACCGCUGCCUGGUAUACCUACCGUGGACCCCAAACUAGCGACUCAUCCGCCCUGGUAGUGGUGUGCUUGGUGGCCUGUAGCUUUGCCCUGGGAACCUUCUUUAUGUUGGUGUACUACUGCUGGCUACACCCAGACGGGCCUGUUCUGGGGUCCCAGUGGGGAGGAUGUGUAGAUGAGGGUGUUGUAGGUACAGGGGGGAUGGUGGGAGUUAUUGAUGCUUGCCUUACUCCAUCCCAAGGGUCCCAAACAGAUAUGGUCAUUACCAGUCCUCCACGGACUUUGCCCAGGACUAAAGAUAAAGACACAGGGGAACCAGUUCCUGGGGAAAGGGACAGAGACAAGGAAAGCUGCCUGCCUGUCUUCCAGGUACGCCCCUCCCCUUCCUCCUCUCCUGCUCUGCUUCACAGGACCUCCUCCACAUCUCGUGCACAGGAGGGUCCUGUAAUCAGGAUCGACCUCCCAAGAAAGCGAUACCCAGCCUGGGACGCACACUUUAUUGACCGGCGCCUCCGCAAGACCAUCCUGCUUCUGGAGACCACAUCGGCCAUCAGUCCACGGAUACAGUACAGGAGCAGCUUGAUGGGCAGCAAAGAGGUAUUAGAAUAUGAGACAACUGUUUAAGCCAGCUGGGGCUUUAAAACUACAAAGGGCAGUCUUGGACCAAGGCUCAGCCCCGAAUCCGUCUUCAACCCAGGAAUACCUGUGCUGGGAGUAGCAUGAAAAGAAAACAGAGUGUCGGCUGACUCUUAACAAGAAAGGAGGUUGUCAAACUGCGAUUGUGAAAUGUGAACCUCAAUGUGGGACCAAAGCUGUUGAAGAACAUAUAGCGAGAAUCACCUGUGGGGAGUUAAUGAAGUAAUACUAUUUUCUAACACUUCAAACAAGAGGAACUUAAUCUUACACCUGGGACCAGUAAGUGUUAGAUUUUGUUUCAAGCUGGAUGAUCAGGACAAGAAGUAAAAGGACACCAGAGAUAUAAAGCUUGAGAUAAUUAAAGAACAGUCUGCCACAUGAACUUGAGCCUCAGGCCACAGAGAGAGAACCAGAAUGUAUGAAAUGUUGAAGAAGCAGAUUGUCAGAGUGUGCAUGGGACAUGCAAUCAUUUUGGUUAGAGCAAAAUACAACAGCAUCGUACAUCAAUCUACAGCGUAUGUGAUCUGGCAUUCAGAGAUGCUGGGCCAUUGUCUACAACCAAAUUCAUCCCAGGUUUAGCUAAGAUAAACAGACACUUCUUACCUCCGAAUUACCAAUUAAUACUUUGGCAUGCUUUAGAGAAAUACAACGAGAAUACACACAGACGAGUCAGAGUUAAUUUGUUGCAAGGGUCGCUUUGUUCUUUCCAUCUCAUCAUGUCCCCAAAUUGUUGCAUGUGCCUCACAAAUCUUUGGUAACUGUGCUCUUUAAACAUUUCUUCAGUGGCAUCUAAAGCCAAAAGCAGUCGUUCAUGAUCGAAUUCCCAGCAGAUCAUUGGCUUUCAUCUGAUGAAGGAGCGCAACUCAGUCUAGAUCAGAUUGUUCAUGAAGCAUAGGCCUGCAAUACAACUGAUCCCAAUUCACCCAUCCAUUUGUGCCACAAUUGCAGCCAUAGCACAAGUCUCACUGUUUACAUCCUAGCUGCACUGUCAACUUCCGACCCAACGGACUUGUUUGAAAAGCUCAACAAGGAUCUGAUAAAUGGAUGUACGUAAGCAGCUUCUCCAAAUGGCUACCAAUAUAUGGCAUGCUGUAAAUUGCCAGAAACAGGUCUGUGAUGUACAGUUGAAUAAAUGCAGAUGUCCAAUACUGUAUAAGAUGUGAAAAUAAGCUGUAGUUAGAUGAUGAAUGCAUUUUGUGAGUAAGGAAGAUUAAUUUAAGAGUCUAAAUGUUGUCCAAAGUGGUUCAGUUUUUCUAAAAAUCAUAAUAUGUAGUAUAUGAAAAAUCAUGAUCUACUUCAGUAUGCCAUGAACUGGGUUUAAUUUUGAGGGCAAAAAGAAUAAAAAGAAAUAUAACAACAGUUUAAAGUUAACUGUCAAAGACAGAAAUGUUUUUGCAAACUAGCUAGUUGCAAUAGUUGAUGUCUUUUGUGACAAAAAGAAUAUAUCUGCCACAACCGCCUAAGUUCUUGUGUUUGGUUUGGUUUCCCUGGAGGGCCAUCAUGUUUUCAGAUUAGAAGGGUUCUGUCUCCCCCUUCUGGCAGACAGAGCAGUAGCUGUAAAAACAGUGUAUAUCAUAGGUGGACGUUGUCACUGAAUCAGGAAGUCAUAAAACCAUUGAGACAGUUGCUACAAGUGCAAUAACACUGAUGGAUGGAUCUGGCUCUAAUAGUUUCCAAUUAUAAAAAACCUUAUUGUUUCACAAAAAUCUGUGUGGUCCCCUAUUUGUAGUCCCUAAUUAAGUCCAAAUUAAGGCUCUGAGAUAAAGAAUACAGUCAGGUUUUAACUUAUGCUCUUUCAGGUUCUAAAAAAGUAAAAAUUCAGCCAAAUGAAAGGACUUUAAACUGCAAGUUACAAACCAACAGGUGAUUCCCAGAGGCUACAUCCACUUAUUAUAUACAGUGUGUGAUUGGUAUUGUAUGUAGGACUCAUCUUUCCUCUGAGUGCGUGAGGUCUUUUUUUUAUUUUGAGCUUUAGAAAUGUUUCCUAGAUGCCUUGGAUGGAAUACUUAAAGAUCAUUAGGUGAGACUUAUUUAAUUUGUAGAUUUUGACCUUACAUGUUUAUCGUGACUGGAAAUAUUUCUGAACCACCAGAACUGUCCUUCUUGUAAGCAAGGAACCAGUAUAGCCUUCUUCCAGCCACACAGCAACAAGCGGGAGAGGGGCGGCACUGCAUCUCAUUCAUACGGUUGUAGGAAACUUUAGCUGCCCCUCUGCAUUCUUUGGCAGCCCAGUAAAAGGACUUUAAACUGUAAGAGCAGGAUUUUUUGGGGGGAGUUUUAAAACCAAACCUUUUUUAAAACCCUGGCAUACCUUGAUACAGGUUACCGGCCCGUGCCUAAUCAAACAGGACUCUAUGUCUGGAGGCAACGAUCAUCAGGUCUGAUCCUCUUGAUUCCAGACAUCUGUUUUUCCAGCACAAAUGUCGAUUAGUGAAUAAACAGUGGAUGUUGCACGAUCCUGCAAUUUAGUAUAUGAAUAUGGAGACAGAAGGAAAAUGACUGAAUCAAUAUGUCUCUUUCUGUUCUCGUUUUUAUCUCGGGCAAUUCAAAGGCGUGGGUGUUGGGGGAUACUUUGUCAUUGCUGGUUGUUGAUGUCUGUUCAAAACUCAAGAGCUUUGUGACCUUUCAUACUUUCUGUUAGUUUGGUUGGGGGCUUGACAGAGAUGGAUCCUUGACCUAUCGAACAUAUUUGUCACAUUUGUGUUUCCAAUGCUAACCGCAGCUAAAAGCAUAUAGCCCUCAAGCUCUAGCUAAGUGGGACGCAGCUUCAGAGGUCAAAGUUUAGCAGCACCUCUAACAAGGUGUGGACAAAUGUCACUAUUAGUUAGAAGGUGACAGAUCAUGCCUGGUCAGCAACAGCACCUAGAGGAAGAACAGCUUAAUACUAAACUCUGUUCAUUUUCAUAUUAAACAAGCGAUUUAUCUUCUGCAGCCUUUUUCUGAACUUGUUUUUUAGAGACUUUGUGUUUUUUCUGAAGCCUUUAGACAGUUUCUGUAUUUAAACUGGUCUGACUUGUGGAGGUCACCUUCUGUCUGUCUGAGAAAAACCUACAGCAAGGUGGUGAUUAUAUGUAAAGUGGUAACAUUUACUGCAAGGUGGGUUUCUUUUCUAACAAACAUCCAAUCCUUGUGCAUGCCACCAGAUAAGUUGUUUGGUUGCAGCUCAGUAAGAAUGUAGAAGAUCUCAUUGUUUGAGGGAGUUCCCAAACCAUGGCUGCUUGAUACAGAUACCAACGAGCGUGUUAAUGCAGCUUUGAAGUUGUUCAAUAUCUAAUUGAGACAAUACAUUUGGAGAUUUUAUGUUGCUGCCAUGUUGAAAUAAUUGUUAUAUCCAAAGUGUGUCACUAAUUAUAUUUUAAAGCACUCUAAGAAAUGAUGAAGGUAAUCAAAGUCAAACGCUGGUUAUUUUGUGACUCUCAGAGCAUCUUCUUGCUUUAUAAUGUCCUCAUUCACAGGCAGAUCUCACGCUGGGGACAGGAGGGACCUGGAUCACCACUGGCUGCCAUCCUAACAGCAUCCUAUAGAGGAUAUGUUCCCUGAGUUAGUCCCAGCUGUUUGUGUUGUCUGAGUGUCCUGUUUGUUGCUGCACACUCUGCUGUUUUCUGAUGUGUUCCACUGUUUGCUGUAAAUGAUUUCAUUCAGUGUUCAGUGGAACAUAAAGAAAACCAAUGCUGCUAACAAGUCUGUAUUAUUAAAACCAGGACAGAGGUGCCUCCACACUUAUUGGCUCUCUGGUAAAGAUGUGUAAAAACACCCUAACAUUUUAUUGAAGCAGCAUAAAUUCACUCUAGGUUGUUGCACUUAGUUUUUUCCUUUAACAUUUCAGAAGGUUAGAGAAUGCGGAGAGAGAGAUCUUUAACCAUUCUUCUUAGUCACACUCUCUAAGUCGUUCUGGGUCUUCUGUUCUGCUCUCUUCUUCUCAGCUCUCCCUACAGGUUUUUUAGAGGGUUUAGGUCUCGGGACUAAUAGGGCCAAACCUUUUGGAUCAGUAUCCAAGUCUUCAACCUGCCAUUCACUCUCGCGAGGUUGCAAGAUCUUUGGAAAAGAAACAGGUCCACAGCAUUACAAGUCCUCCACCAUGCUUAACAUCAAAUAUAAACAGGGUUUUCAAAAUAUUCAUUCUUUAUUUAAUGCCUGACCCACCUUUAAUCUUAUCUGACCAAAUUACACAGUACCAGUUCAAGUUGGGAUGAGCAAACUCCACAUAUUAAUAUUUGUGGUGGUGGGACACAAAUAGCUUUUUUCCUGUCAUGUCCCCCAAACAACCAGUAGGCAUGUAGAUAGCAUCUAAUGGUGUUUAUGAGGACUUGAUGGUCCUUUAUGCCACUUUCUGACAUCUUGGAGAAGUAUUUUUGCCCCUUACCACCCUCUUGACUGUGUGGGGCAGGAUAAACUCAUCCAACCUUGAUUUUAAAACAUUUAGGUUUAGGCAAGUAGUCAUUUCCUGACUCUGGAAGUUAAACACACAUCUGCCUUACUUGACUAGCAUGUUUUCCUAUCUUUCCUAUUUUGAAGACAGCUAAAAGAAAUCAGCCUCAGUCUCAUGUCGUAUUUAUACCCAGAAAUGAUUGUUUUUAUUGAAGCUUCUUGAUCAACACAUUGAUCAACUUCAAAAGGAUUUUAGGGUUUCCAAUAAGUGUGACCAUUAUGAUAUAAAUAUUUCAGGGUGAGAUUAGCUCACUGCAAUAAAAGAUGUAUUUAAAUACUUUUACCACAACUCUACCAAGGAUGCCAUUAAGCGGGGAGGGUGUUGUAAAGUUUUCAUUUGUGUGUCCUCCAAUUCUGAAGCAUGAACCAGGAGCGGUGCAGAACAUUCAGGAAGGCAAAUAAAAGCAAAUGACAGCUACUAACAAUGCAGUUUUAUGACGCAGAUAGUGAACCUGAACUAAUGGACCUGAGCCCACUGGUGACAUACACAGAGAUGUUAAUGGUGCUGAAAACAAUGAGUUUUUGUUGCAAAUGAUCAUGACGUGUUAAAUGUGAUAGGCUAAUGUAAUGCUGAUGCAUACACAAACCACCCAGUCAAAGGCCAAGGUACACUGCUUUCUCUGAUUGGGUAAUGCAACAGUUUUUUGUCGUUUAAGCUUAGAUAACAGUUGAUAGUAAUGUGCUGAUUAUAUAUUGACUUGAACAAAAAAAUGUUUAAAUGUUAAAGAGUUAAAAAACCAUCUUUUAUUAAUUAAUGCAAGGAUUUUAUGUUGAUUUAUUUUUGUAUUUGUUUUAUAUCUAUUUAUCUAUUGUUUACUCACUUGGUGGCCAUGUCUUUGGUAUGACUCUUUUAUUAAGAUGUAAAAUAUGAAAACAGAGUUUGUUUUUUUACUCAUUCUAUAUUUCUGUAAAUAUCAGAGUGAUACUAUUCCAGGAUGUGUGUGUACAAGUAUGUGUGCUUUGGUAUGUGAGUAUGUUGUGUAUGUAAAAGUAUGUGUGUACUGUAAGGAUGUGCUCUCAGUUUCCUUUUCUUUGUUUUUGAUAAUGCCGCUUAAACAUCCUUUGAGUGAGCAAGCAGAAAAAUAAACCCGUGGUGAAAAAUAUCUAUGACGAUGUUAAAAAAAAGAAGAAAAACAAAGAACUCAACAAGCUGUGUUGAUUACUGUAGGUGGGAAAAAUACUGUAGUAAACAUGGCUCAACAGCCAUCAGAAUAAAUUCAA
Messenger RNA from Girardinichthys multiradiatus, 10710 nucleotides. It is a transcript of the gene xkr7b, whose product is annotated as XK, Kell blood group complex subunit-related family, member 7b. Gene Ontology annotation, biological process: phosphatidylserine exposure on apoptotic cell surface; engulfment of apoptotic cell; apoptotic process involved in development. Bases 3211 to 5049 code for a protein of 612 amino acids. The transcript has 4 exons. NCBI's taxonomy places the organism in Eukaryota, Metazoa, Chordata, Actinopteri, Cyprinodontiformes, Goodeidae. Gene Ontology annotation, cellular component: plasma membrane. The record is from RefSeq and is a predicted model, not a curated record.